Molecule: messenger RNA, 2286 nt
Organism: Cyprinodon tularosa
Lineage: Eukaryota; Metazoa; Chordata; Actinopteri; Cyprinodontiformes; Cyprinodontidae
Exons: 5
Coding region: 22-1626 (534 amino acids)
Source: RefSeq, a predicted model, not a curated record
GCCCAUGUGUCAGCUACAACCAUGGAGGACGAUUUGGAGAGGUUCUUAAUUUCUAGAGAAGUCCCAAAAGACGACAUUACACGAAUGAAGAGAGACAAGGUUGACAAAGCAGUGUUGUGCAUCAUGAGUGAUGAGCAAAUGUCGAAAUACAUAAACACAUAUGGUGAUAGAGUAGCUGUGCUAUCUUUCUGUGAACAAACACAGUGCCAAAGCAUCAGUAAAGACACUCUUUUAGAGAGAUUGAAAUAUAAAAUAGGGGCACGCAAAAUGAAAUCAAAGACAAGAGGAUCACCGAGUGGAACCCCAGACGAACUCCAAAAUACCAUGGCCAGAGAAAGAAAUAGGGCAGGAGAGAAGGCUUCAAGAAAGGUUGAAAUUGGAUGGCUUCAUUUUGGCAUUAAUGGAUACAGUCAAGUACGGACCAACAGUGGUGGAGGCACGAGACAUUCUACAAUGGCAAAAACAGCUACUGUUGCUCAGAUCAUGGAAUUAGGAAAAGAACUAUUUUUUCCUGAUGGGCAGUCCACAAAAGGGCGAGCUGAAGACUUCACGUUUGACAUCUGCGAUUUUAAAAGGAACAAGAUUCCCUUUAAUCACACUGUUGGCCAAAUGUAUGAACAAACUAAACUAAAACUUCUCAGAUUUUACAUCUGUACUAAAGAGGGAGCUCCAAAAGAUCACUCAUCUGAGGAAAAUGGUCAGUUUGAAGAUGGAUCUCAGUCAGUCAUCACAGAUCUGCAGGAUAGUUCAUAUUCAACUGAUAGUGACGGAAGCGCCCAGAUGCAACAAAGAUCAAAAAGGUUAAGGAAAAUAUCUGAGGAUGAGACAGCACAAAGUCCAGGUCCAUCACAUCCCUUUCAGUCAACCCCAACAGACAUAAAAAAUAGCAGCAUUGACGGAAGAGAAAACACGAGUGACGUCACUUUACCGGAACCGGGCCCCUUGUUUGACGAGGCAGAUACACUUGUGUGGAAUUCGGACGAUGAUGUGGUGGUUAUCAAUUUAAAACAUGUUGAGGAUGACACACAGAGGACAGAGUUGGGUGGUGCUCCUACACAGGUGAUAGAGCUUCUACUCCCUUCAGGUGAUGGCCUGCUUAACCUGGAUGAGCAGCAGUCCAUACACGAGGAAGCAGUGCAAGCUGCCCAGCUGGACAGUGGGCUAAAUUUCAAUUUGCCCUCUCAUUCAAGCAGCCACAUGCCAACAGACAGCAACCCAGGAAGUCCCCAGACCACACGGCGUGCUUCAGUUUGCAGGAUAAAGGUUGUUGAUGAUCUUUUGCCUGUAUUUACUGACAGCAGCAUCAUGAAUAUGACUUUAAAGAUGGACUUUGUCAACGAAAAAGCUAUUGAUGAUGCCGGAGUGUCUAGGGAGGUGUACACAGCCUUCUGGGAGCAAUUUCUUGAACAGUGUGAAGGAGAAACAGAGCGAGUUCCAAGGCUUAGGCCAGAUUUUUCUGAGGCUGAAUGGCAAGCAGUUGGACGGAUUUGGGUUAAAGGAUUUGUAGAUCAUGGUGUUAUGCCAGUAAAGCUAUCAAUGGCUUUUAUGUUAGCAUGCAUCAAUGGAAUUGACCAUGUUAACAGACAUCCUGAUGUCAUCAUUUCUCAACUACCUCCCUCCCAUUGAGAGAUCAGCUGUUGAGAAGGCUCUUCAGGGAACACUGGAUGAAAGUGAUCAAGAGGACUUGCUUGACCUUUUCACACGGAUGGGUUCCCAUUUCCUACCUCCAGAGAACAACAUGAAGCCUGCCAUAGAACUAAUGGCACACAAAGCAAUUCUCCAAGAGCCCAAAUUUAUUGUCGAUUGCCUCUCCACACCCAUGUCACUUGUGAGGUUUAAACUACCAGAUAAGGAAAGUGUGUUGAGUGUUUAUGAGUUAAAGAAGCCUACGGGCAAAAGAGUAAUGCAAUUGCUUGAAACUAAUAAGGUGGUGCUGUCUCAAAGAGAACAAACAACCUUAAACCAUCUCCAACGUUAGGUGAAAAAUGCUGAUCAAGCAAAAGCUGAGAAAAUCCUACGCUUCUGCACAGGUUCCUCAGUUAUGUGUUGAGAAGAUUAUGGUUAGCUUUAAUGCUGAAACUGGCCUCAACAGAAGGCCUGUUGCUCAUACCUGUGGAGCUACAAUUGAUGUGCCAUGUACAUACAGUUCUUACCCAGAAUUUCGGACAGAGUUUGACAAUAUCCUGUCCAGCAAUUACUUAGAAAUGGACAUCAUUUAAAUGUGGGACCAGGUUUAACUAGGCCAAGAAGUAACUGGCCUCAUGGUAUGGUUGAUAAUCAUUUAUG